AUGGAGGGCACGUGUCCUGUGCGGUGUCUGUUCAACUCGAACCACUGCUGUUGUUCAACUCUGGAUGAUUUCUACCAGCCGAGCAAUGCUGUCACGGAGCUGGAGCAGGUGUGCCGACGCGAACUGGAGAGAUUUCGCAAGUUGUACAACUUUGAUCUGGAAACGAUGCGACCUAUUCAGCCUAUAGAUGAGGGGAUGUCUGGUGUUACUUUCACUGGUUAUGACCGAAUGCCGUGGAGAUGGGAGCAGUUGCACACAAGCAGUGAUCACGUGCCUUUGUUUUACUGGAGUCAAACGCGGGGGACUAGUGGAACCCGACUGAACUCGAAGAUUUCGAAAUCGCGGCCAUCCUUCCAACGGACGGAGCACUGGGAAUUAUACCGCGUAGACCGCGCAGCCUUAGACUUUGACAAGCCCUCUUCCUUCGAGAUCCAAGCGGCCGCAGCCAUGAGUGUGCUGCCGAAUUCCCACUGGGCAUCUCUGCACUGCGCCGUCGAGUUCAGGCCACGUGAUCCACGAUCUGCGAUAUCAACCAACCGGAUGUGUUAUGUUGACUGCACAACAGAGACCAACGAGAAGGGACUUGGCAUUGGAGGAGCACCGUUAGCUUUUGGCUGA
This is a messenger RNA of Dicrocoelium dendriticum, 618 nucleotides long. The record is from the annotation of a GenBank genome assembly. NCBI's taxonomy places the organism in Eukaryota, Metazoa, Platyhelminthes, Trematoda, Plagiorchiida, Dicrocoeliidae.